CAUUACAUUGUGCUAUUUUGCAAGGAUUCUACAAACACUGGCCGCCUCGUUAUUCCAUAACUUGGACGCCAAUCAUCUUCCCUGAGUCGCUGGCUAUUUCGAGAGAGAUUUGGACCCUUCCCCUAUCCCAAUAGAGGCUGGUAACCUGCUAGACUCUGCCCAGACUUGCCAAACCUUUUCCUUGUGUCAUGCUAUCUUGACAGGGGGUGUCCACUAAACCGCCCUCCCGCGUGGGGAGAUUAUUCUGUGCCGUAGCUCCCGCCGAACGGGCCACGUAUCCUGCAGCGAUUGCCCUAUUCGACACAAUAUUAGAUGACUAUUCGCCGCUGGAAUAUCGUCUCGGAGAAAAGCAACCAGAAGUAAUCGGUGCGUUUCGGCCCCCACACGAUUUCGCCACUAGUACAUCCGAAGCUCUGUGUGAAUCCAUUCGAGAGCUUCCCUCCCCUCUCCUGGAACAUGCGUUCGUUUGUUCCAUCAGCCCACGCGGAGCGUGUAGCUUCUCGACAGAAGGGCCACUUCGCACCCCUGACCUGUGUCCCCGGAAGGUGCGACCUUCCACAAGUACCAUUUGGGUUCCCGUCCGGUCCACUCCGCCGCAUCUCAGGACCUUCCUUCGUUGAGCUUCCUUUGUUACCAUCGUGCGCGGGUGGAAAAGUCCAACACAGUGAUUACUCGACGAAGAACGGGGAUUCCACAAGCUGGGUGUUUAUUUGCACUAUCAUUUGCGCGACUCGUGGAGAUGAAUGCACCAAUCGUAUGGCUUCCAUCCUUAUAUUCGCGGAGAACGCAGUAGCCAUGAUCCAGAUCUGCUUUUUCUGUCGACGAGGAAUAACGGUCUUUGCCAGAUAUUGCCACCCGCAACCCGAUCAAAUAUUUUCUCUAGCGCUUGUCCUGAACUUUAGAUCACUUCGAGUACUUGGGUCAUUGUUGCGCCUUGAUUUUCGCUCUCGAGGGACAUAACAUCUGGUUCACCCCGGUUCCCGCACAGGAAGCCACACCCCUAGUUUAUCCAUUCUCGGUGGACUUGCAUGGAGGCCUUAACUUGCGUUCCAUACCACAUCUGGCUCUUCGUCCGAUUUCUUUUUUACUUAGGAAACCAACUACAUGCAGU
Molecule: messenger RNA, 1111 nt
Organism: Cantharellus anzutake
Lineage: Eukaryota; Fungi; Basidiomycota; Agaricomycetes; Cantharellales; Hydnaceae
Exons: 4
Coding region: 457-960 (167 amino acids)
Source: RefSeq, a predicted model, not a curated record